AUCAUGUACCCCAUAAUCAAAAAGAUAUGUGAGUUUGUGCUUCACAUGCCUUAUCCUUCAAUUUAUUUAAACGGUCCAAAGCAGUGACAUUAGCCAAUAUCAAACAUCAACUUAGAUUCACUUCUCGCUUAGAAACUUAACACCAACCGUUAUGAAUGCUGUUAUUGCAUAUAUCAUCACGUUCCUACUACUCUUCACAUCCUUAUCACUAGAAAAUACUAGAGCUAGAGCUGAAACACAACCACCACUAUCAGAACGGAUACAUCCCUGUUCCUCACUUUUCAUUAGCAGUGGUCAUCUCUCAUCAUGGACUUCCAAUUCUAGCCUAUUGCUUUUCCAAUUAAGACUACAAGUAACAGAGCAGUAGUGCGUAUUAUUGUUUUUAGUGUCAUUUUCUGUUCAGCGAUUUUUAUAUCCAUUCAUUACAUGUACAAGAUUCGAGUAUUAAAGUAUAAAAGGCUGAUAGAAACUGGGAACUUUGGAGGGCUAAGUGAAGAUUUGGCUUUGAGAAGGUUUACAUACAAUGAGCUAGAGAAGUUGGUGGAAGAAGGAGAAAGAGAGUUUCAAGCAGAAGUGAGAGCCAUUGGAAAAACCCACCACAGGAACCUAGUUAGGUUGCUUGGUUUUUGUGCUGAGGGUUCUGAAAGGCUUCUGGUUUAUGAAUACAUGAUCAAUGGUUCACCUGGAAAGCUUCUGUUCGGUGAUCAAAGACGUCCAUAUUGGGAUGAGAGAGUAAAAAUAGCACUGGAUAUUGCUAGAGGGAUGUUGUAUCUCCAUGAAGAGUGUGAGGCACCAAUCAUUCAUUGUGACAUAAAGCCUCAAAACAUUUUGAUGGAUGAGUUUUGGACUGCCAAGAUAUCUGAUUUUGGUCUUGCAAAACUUCUAAUGCCGGACCAAACCAGAACUUUCACAGUGGUAAGAGGGACAAGAGGCUAUAUGGCUCCGGAAUGGAACAAGAACGUGCCAAUAUCACUGAAGGCAGAUGUUUGUAGCUAUGGAGCAAUGCUGUUGGAAAUUUUGUGUUGCAGAAGAAACCUAAAUAUUUGUGUCAUGUUAUGUAUUCUUGUUUUUGUUUCACUUGUUAAGGUUGUCAAUGUGUUGUGAGAGCUAAAAUAAGGUAGCAAACCAAAAACUUAUGUAAGUUAUUCCUCUUCUUCAUGUCAAUGUCAAUUCAUGUUACAAUUUAGCAGCAAAUAUUUAAUAUUUUCUGACAAAACCAAAA
Messenger RNA from Lathyrus oleraceus (garden pea), 1222 nucleotides. RefSeq names its product G-type lectin S-receptor-like serine/threonine-protein kinase LECRK1. The transcript has a single exon. Lineage: Eukaryota; Viridiplantae; Streptophyta; Magnoliopsida; Fabales; Fabaceae. Gene Ontology annotation, molecular function: ATP binding; protein kinase activity. The coding region runs from base 427 to 1104 and encodes 225 amino acids. Gene Ontology annotation, biological process: protein phosphorylation. The record is from RefSeq and is a predicted model, not a curated record.